AUCCAACAGUCAUGAAAAAUUUUCCUCGAGUUGUGUCCCUUUUGAUUUUGGUGCAUAGUAUUUGUGCAUAUCCAAGUUCGGUUCACCACGCUCAACACCUAUCUCACUCUGGCGGACUCCGCUCGUCUUACGAUUAUGUCGUAAUUGGCGGUGGAACUUCCGGAUUAACACUUGCUGAUCGUCUCACCGAGAGUGGUAAAUACUCCGUAUUGGUUGUUGAGUACGGCUACUUCUCAGAUAUUCCCACCCUGCCGUAUGACCCAAUCAAUCCAAUAGAUGUAUCUCCUGAGUCUUUGAUGUAUAACAUCACAUCUGUUGGUACCAAGAAACAGUUAGUUGGCAUUGGUUGUGUUGUCGGAGGUGGAUCUGCCAUCAAUGCUCAGGCAUUCAUGCGCGGUACAUCUGAGGACUAUGACCGAUGGGCCGCUCUUGGAGGCGAAGAUUCGAAUUGGGGUUGGAAGGGUAUUUUGCCGUAUUUCAAGAAGAGCGUAACUUUCAACCCGCCUGAUCCGAAACUCGCUGAGGAAUUUAAUAUAACAUACGACAUCAAAGAAGCAUGGGGAGGCAACGGUCCUGUCUUGGCCAGCUACGGCGAUUAUCAGUAUCCUCCUACCAAGAUCAUGUAUGAAGCUUGGAAAGCUUUCCCAGGGAUCACCUACCCACGAGACGGCUCAGAAGGCAAAGCAGGAAUCGUCUGGAUCCCCUCGUCCAAAGAUCCAAUCACUGAGACGCGGUCCUACGCGCGAACAGCACACUGGGACCCUGUGCAGAACAGGACCAAUUAUGCGAUCCUCACGGGACAUAAAGUUGCCAAGAUUAAUUUUCGUCAGACUAGGUUGGAGAUAAUGGCGACAAGCGUGAAGAUCGUUUCCCGGACUAACAGUUCGUCGACCAGGAUCGUGAAAGCAUCAAAAGAGAUUAUUCUGGCUGCUGGAGCGAUUCAUACACCUCAGAUUUUGCAGUUGAGUGGCAUUGGGCCGAGAGACGUGUUGAAGGCUGCAAACAUUUCGCUUUUAAUGGAUCUCCCCGGCGUAGGCUCAAACUUCCAGGAUCAUUCGUGGUUUACAGUGGGAUACAAUUUCACAACUCCCGUUCUUCCCAACAGAGCAUCGUUGCUCAAUAAUAAAACAUUCGCCUCUUGGGCGCUGGAGCUAUGGGAAGCCAAUCGCACAGGCCCAUACUCAAUCUCGCAAGGAGGAGGAGCUGCUCUAGCCCAAGUCGGUCUCCCGGUGAUAGCGCCCACUACGUACUCUUCCAUUGCAUCGGAAAUCGAGUCUCUCGAUCCGGCAAGCAUCUUGUCCCUGGGAACACAUCCAACAAUCGUUGCUGGAUACCGCGCUCAGCUCAAACUUAUGGCAGCGGCAGCACGCUCCAAGAAUACUGCAUGGCUUCAAAUGGGAUUAGGCGGUAAUCCGUUCGGCGUAGCAGAUCAGUGGGUGUUCAAUAUUCAUCCACUAAGCCGAGGAACAGUCCACCUAGACCCGUCAGAUCCGAACGGAGAACCGCUGGUCGAUUAUCGCAUGCUAUCAAAUCCUGUUGACCUGCGUGUAGCUGUGGCUCUGUUCAAAGGCAUCAGAGCAUACUAUGGUAGUCAAGGAGCUAUGAAGAGAUUGACACCUGUGGAGACGAAACCUGGAGCAAACGUGACGUCUGACGCUGAUAUCGAAGAGUUCUUGAAGAAGACGCUCGAUCCGAGUCAGUACCAUCCUGUUGGAACAUGUCCUAAAAUGCCGUUAGAGCUUGGAGGUGUUGUUGACGAAGAGUUGAGAGUGUAUGGCGUGGAGGGUCUUAGUGUUGUGGAUGCUAGUAUCAUGCCGUUGAUUGUUGGAGCGACGAUGCAGUCGACUGUUUAUGCCGUUGCUGAAAAGGCUGCGGACUUGAUCAAAGCCAGAGCAUAGCUUCCUCGAACACGGAAAAAUGCCCGGUCAAGGUUUUUUAUUACCGAUGCGUGAUCUCAUUCUGUUGACUCCUGUUAUUUGAAAUAAGAGAGACAAUAUUCGCGAAGAUUUUCAUCCUUUGGUGACCUUGUAAAUUGACGAUAAAGUUAGAACUGAUGGGAGUGAGACGGAUUUCCUGCUGCCCUCGCUUAACAUAAUGCAAAAUAAACAAACUCAUCUGUUC
Molecule: messenger RNA, 2121 nt
Organism: Cadophora gregata
Lineage: Eukaryota; Fungi; Ascomycota; Leotiomycetes; Helotiales; Ploettnerulaceae
Exons: 7
Coding region: 12-1898 (628 amino acids)
Biological process (GO): secondary metabolite biosynthetic process
Molecular function (GO): oxidoreductase activity, acting on CH-OH group of donors; flavin adenine dinucleotide binding
Source: RefSeq, a predicted model, not a curated record